Messenger RNA from Tuber aestivum (summer truffle), 131 nucleotides. The record is from the annotation of a GenBank genome assembly. Lineage: Eukaryota; Fungi; Ascomycota; Pezizomycetes; Pezizales; Tuberaceae.
AACAUAUUGCUUCAAAAAGUAGCCUGACAACAAAACACGGAAUUAAUACAGGAGCCGCUGUCACUGAUCCAGAUUAUCCUGGGCAAGUGAAGGUACUUCUUUACAAUAUGCAUGCAAAAAAUUACAAAGUC